Messenger RNA from Spirometra erinaceieuropaei, 2401 nucleotides. NCBI's taxonomy places the organism in Eukaryota, Metazoa, Platyhelminthes, Cestoda, Diphyllobothriidea, Diphyllobothriidae. The record is from the annotation of a GenBank genome assembly.
AUGGGUCGUCGAGGGUGGGUCUCCUCCGUGUGUCAUAUUUCCUGAUAGUAGCCUUUAUUGUUUCUUACUAUGAUUAACUUUUGUGCGUAUAUUAGCGUCAGAGCCCGUUUGAAAUUCUCGGAUAUCCUUCUCAAAAAAGUCUUAUUGGCAAACAGCUGUUUGCCCUUUGACACUGGUAACACCACACUCGUCCAAGGCCAGCCCCAAUGGUUUGUCUGCGGCUAGUUCAAUGAUUAGCCGACUCUUGUCAACAGUCCCCGCAGGAAUAACUCACCUAACCGUUCCUCUUUGCAAUUGGCGUCCUACGCAGGACAAAGAUCCUUGUCCAGCAACACCGUCCUGCCUAUAAAUCCUAGGAGUCACAGUCAACGCCUGUCGUCCUAUUCACUACGUUACUAAAAGCUUUCGUAAGAGUGAAUGCUGGUAACUGUGGGCAUCCAUAAGAGAUCAGUUCUUCCUACCUUUCGACUGUCGCGAGAGAUUUGAGGCUAUCAGGCUUGUAGUUUGCUUUUCUACAUUACCGACAGAACGAUAGCGAUAGUAAAUAAAGCCUCGUGUACAACCUGUGUUCGCCACGUGCUGUCUUGAAAGCGGUUCAUUAUUCCACCUACUUUGGUUCUUUUUUGGCCGACAGGACGAUACCGUGAGGUGUGGCUCUGUUCAAAAUUUGGACGUUCGUGUCCUGUUGCCUUUCUGUAUCUCAUGUCCCGUCAUUCGGUCCAGCAAACAAGAUCGGACGUAUGGAAUUUCAGCGGAUGAACUAUGCUCUAUAACUUAAAUCUUACCUGCAGAAGCCCGGGCUGUUUAACAACGACCUCGGAAAAGCACUCUGGAGCUGUCAGACACUCCCUUAGACUUGGGACCUUACCGCUUACUGGGGGUGUCACUUCCAGGUGUCUUUAAGAAACCGACAAUUAAGAUAUUUCGAUAAAUUGUACUUGAUACGCUCGCAUUUCUGCCUGGUCUACCUGACUCCGUAUAGCACCUUUUCAGGUCUGUCGUACUCCAUUCUCCGCUUAUGAAGGCCAAGUAUUGGAGACCGAAAAACCAUUGCUAUAUCCUGGGAAACCUUGUCGAGCUCUUACCAGCCUCCUCUUCCCCUGCUGGCAUCAUCGACUGACUUUCACCACGUCUCAAUUAAGACCGCGUAACCAAGACUGUGCAUAGUCGCAAACCAUGUGGGACGACCACCUACAUGUGGUGUAUGCUAUGCGCUGCUUUCCUCCAUUUUCAUUGCUAACGGUUGUAAACCACCCCUUCGAAGUGUUUGCUUAUGGGACUGUAGUUGCCUUGCGUAUCUCUCGGCAUUUGGACGUCAGACUAUCCAGCGUUUUUUUUUCCGGGAUCUAGUGUCGAUACAUCCCCUUGGAUUUGGUGAUGUCUGCCAGCGUUGCAUCAACUAGCGAUGGCAGACCUCCAGAGAUGUAGAGUGCGAUCGGGUCUGCUUUUAUGAUUCACCCGUUCCAGUUUCAAGAUCGCCUCUCUAAUCCAGUUUAUCUUAAAUACAUUGAUUGUAUGAGGCUACGAAAGUCUCCCACCGUCAUUCCAAUCAUCCGCGUGAAGCGUUGGAGCAUAGCCUGAGACUACUACUGCGCAGUUUUGACUCAUCCCUGCAUUCAUGUUACGCAAAGAACAGACAUUUUUCCAGCUCCUUAUUUACUUUGUCAUGGGGUGCGGGCGUCAUAAGGUUCGUCAGGGUUGUAACGAUGACUUUUAUGUAGAUGCUCAGCAGACGUCGGGCCCUAAGACCUAGCCCUUGUGGAUAUAGAGCCCAAUUUCGAUCGAAAGUUGUCUGUGCCGUUGAACUGAAUGAUUCACAUCGUUUACCGUUUUGCCUACGCCGUUGAGAGAGGUAUGUCUGCUUCAGGCCCUUAAGCUUAAUUCCCAGCUAGGUAAAAAUGCCUUUCUCCUCGUUUCCAGCGAGUUGCUACCCACUGAACGCAAUACCCCCCCCCCCCCACAUUAUCGUGUAGUCCUAUGUCAUACUUGAUUGCAUUCACCGCUCAUUAGCAGAGGAUAUUUUUGACUGUGUUUUAGGUCACCCAGUCGUCCGGCUGCGCGUCCUAUGCCGAUGCGGUCUCCACCGCCACCGCCGCCGCCUCAGCCUGCUCCAAUGCAGCCACAGCAGCCGAGUCUCUUUAAGCAGAUGGCUGCUACAGCAGGAGGUGUGGCAGUGGGGUCUGCCGUCGGUCACGCUGUGGGACAUGCUCUAACCGGCAGCAGCGGUUCACAGCCAGAAACCGUUUACGCCCAGCAGCCAGCUGCCAACCCAGCACAAAAUCCUUGCCAGUAUCAAAUCGAUGAGCUCGUUCGCUGUUCGGUGAACCAGUCGGAUAUCAACCUCUGUAGUGGAUUUGCGGAGGCACUCAAAGAGUGCAGGAGAAGCUACAACAUCUAUUAG